CCUGGCCACCAUGGGCAGGGCAGGGGUUUACUGGGUCCCCUCUGGCUGUCCUUUUUCUACCAAAGAUUUCCUCAUACUUCUUGGGAGUACACCUCUGCUGCUGAUGCUCCUGUGAGGACAGACAUGGACAAACAACCUUCAGGUCCAGUGACAAGACUGCUGUAACAUCCUGGUGCUUACCGUGAUGUACAGCAGCCUCAGAGAGGCUGGGAAAGCACUCUAGGACAGCAGACAUGCUACUGGAAAUAAUGGCAGCACUUCACUGAUACAGGGGCUCUCAGGUUUUAAAGUGAAUGAUGUCUAUGCAGACAGUAGCACGGAUCUCAUCCCUGUGUUGGCCCUUUGUUUCUUGCCACACACUUCCUCCUUGAGAAGAGGCUCUGCGGAAGAUAUGGUGAGAGAAGAGCAUUUUGAGGGAGGAAAGGCUGUGGUUUUGCAUGCUGUCAGCACUUCCUUUUCUUUGUACUUCUUUCCUCCCUGUCCAUCUUCCUGAGCACUAUUUAGAGUUCAGAAGCAAGAGAACUGAAAAGGAUGAAGACUUUCUCCUCCUUUUUGCAGAAAGUAAUAACCUUCCUGACGAUCAUGUCUUUUCUAGGAGAAAUAACAGGCGAAACUUUCUUUCGUCGACAAGAACAUGAAAAUCUUGCACUUCAGUGCAACCAGCAAGCUGCUAAAGGAAAAGCAGAAAUAGCUUGGUAUAUAGCAGACAGCAAUCUGCAGCAAUUUAAGUUAAUUAACUGCUCAUCCAAGGAGUCUACUUUCUCAUGUGGAAAAAAAGGGGGACCUUCAGGCUGCAGUGAUACCUUACAAGUGGCCCACAUAUCCCCUGAAGGAGGGCUGUUUGCAUGUGGAGCAGUUCCUAGUGACAGAACACCAGCAACUUGCCCGCUGUUUCACAAUGUCUCUCACUGCAAGCACUACAACUUCUUUCUUACACAGACAACUUCUUCCACACAAGUUUCAGAAAGUGAGUCCUUAGACAGUGUUCCUGAAACAACAAAGAGCAGCCUGGUAUUUGAAGACAACAUCACUUUGUCAUGUGAAUUUGAAACUACCUGCUCAGGAGAAUGUUUUGCUCUGUAUUGGAUCAGAGCUGCGAAAACAAGUGAAUGCAUUUUUUCUCUAGCAAAUGAAGCUGGGACCUCACGGUUGACUUACAACGAGCAUUGCUGUAUCGAUGAAGACAUCCGUGGACGAUUAUUGAACAAUACCGACUUCAGUUCAACUGACAAAAAAAGUAACGUGACUAUUCUGAAUGCUACUAGUUCUGACAGUGGAGAAUAUUUAUGCAUUGUUACUAUCUGGACGAAUGGCAAACAUGUGUGGAGAGUUGCUAACAACCUGUCUGUGGAAGUUCGGAAAGACAAAGCUACAUAUAUACAGUGGUAUAUUGCCUCUGGAGCUAUAGCUGGAAUUAUUUUUCUCUGCGUCGUAACAUGGCUAACCUAUCUCAAGACAGCCAAAUCAAAAGGAAAAAAUUCAUCCACAGAAUUUACCAGGAAUUAUGAUGUUGUUGGAAGCCCAGAAGAUGAAUGUUCUCCAUAUGCAACAAGUUGUGUCAAUGACAUGCAAAGAAGUGAGCACCUUUAUUGCCAUGUAACAGGGACUUAUGCAAAAGUCUCUGCCACAGAUAACAACAUGGCUUCUGGGACAGGACUGGAAGCAGAUAUACAUACGGUAUAUGCUGGUGAAUAAGUUUCAGCUACAUCAAGAUAGGAAGUUGAAAGUAUUUCUUUGCAAAACACAUGGCAGACUGAAUAACAUCCUGGCUAGAUGCGUACUAGCUUCACCACUAGCAU
Messenger RNA from Oxyura jamaicensis (ruddy duck), 1799 nucleotides. RefSeq lists its product as uncharacterized. Lineage: Eukaryota; Metazoa; Chordata; Aves; Anseriformes; Anatidae. The transcript is spliced from 7 exons. Bases 532 to 1695 code for a protein of 387 amino acids. The record is from RefSeq and is a predicted model, not a curated record.